Ricinus communis (castor bean) is the source of this 1468-nucleotide messenger RNA. RefSeq names its product cytochrome c-type biogenesis ccda-like chloroplastic protein. Gene Ontology annotation, cellular component: membrane. The transcript has 12 exons. The coding region runs from base 147 to 1199 and encodes 350 amino acids. The record is from RefSeq and is a predicted model, not a curated record. Gene Ontology annotation, biological process: cytochrome complex assembly. Lineage: Eukaryota; Viridiplantae; Streptophyta; Magnoliopsida; Malpighiales; Euphorbiaceae.
GGUCACACAAACUCGGCUUCAUUCAAGAAGAGCAGACAAAAUAUCUCCCGCUCCGUUUCUCUCUCCACUGGAACUUCUCUAAUCAUUUUCCUUUCUCUAGUUUCUUCCUUUUCUCGGAAACCAAACAGAGUUCUCGCAGUGUUACCAUGAGUUUACUUAUAAACCAGAGUGUUAGUUGUUACAUGAAUAAUAAUAAUGGCCAGAGAACCAAUCACAGCAAAGAGAAAGCUACCGGCAAACUAUCAUCCACAAACGAGAAUCUUCGCCGAAAUGUUUUAUCCUUAUCAAAGAAUGACAGUCGCUGCAGCUCCAGAAUUAAAACUAUAGCUACGUCCCUCGCAGUUUCAAAUUUGAUUAAUAUAGACGCAGCAAAGGCUGUGUCUACUGAUAAAUUAUUGGAAGAAGCUACUAUUUAUAUGUAUACUUUAGCUGAUGGAGGCAUUGGAGACUGGUUAGGAAGGUUAUUAUAUUCAGCUGGACAACAGGCUAAUGAAGCUGUUCAGGAUCAGUUAUCAGCCCUUAGUUUCACUAGUUUGGCAGUUAUUUUUGGGGCAGGGCUUGUGACUAGCCUUUCGCCGUGUACGUUGAGUGUUUUACCAUUGACCCUUGGUUACAUUGGAGCUUUUGGCUCUGGGAAAAGCAGGGCAGAGGUCGUUGCAGAUUCGAUUGCGUUCGCAUUAGGAUUGGCAACUACACUAGCUCUUCUUGGUAUAGGAGCCUCAUUUGCUGGAAAAGCAUAUGGACAGAUAGGACAAGGGUUACCUUUGGCUGCUUCUGGUUUGGCUGUUAUUAUGGGUCUUAAUCUCCUUGAGAUUAUUGAAUUACAACUCCCUUCCUUUUUCAAUAAUUUUGACCCUCGUGCUGCAGCAGCUAAUUUUCCAUCAAGCGUGCAAGCAUAUUUAGCUGGUCUUACAUUUGCAUUAGCUGCCUCUCCUUGCAGUACACCUGUGCUUGCCACUUUGCUGGGUUAUGUAGCUGCAUCUAAGGAUCCAAUUGUAGGAGGCAGCUUACUCUUGACAUACACUACUGGCUAUGUUGCUCCUCUGCUUCUUGCUGCUUCUUUUGCUGGAGCUUUGCAGAGCCUGUUGUCAUUCCGAAAGUUCUCAGCAUGGAUCAAUCCAAUGAGCGGUGCACUUCUCCUAGGAGGGGGUGUAUAUACUUUCUUGGAUAGGCUCUUCCCGGUUUCAAUGUCAAUGUAGAUGUCCCAACAUGGAGUUCUGUAGAAUUUACUUCACAAUGUACAGAGAAAAAGAUCAAAAGGUUAAUGGAUACAAAGUAACAAAAAAAAAAAGAAAAAUAAUACACUGCAGGAAGGCUUCUCUGUUUUACACUAGGAAAUAGUUUGAUACAAACAAGUUGUGUACCAGAAUGAAGUGUGUAGCUGAAGUAUACUGAUGUUCCGUGAUCCAUUUCAGACUCCUUUAGUCCAUAGAUAUGAUAAUGUAUUUCUGAUGCUAUUUCUAUUUUA